AUGAAGUUACCUUUCUGCAGAUGGCGUCGUGGCACAGUAGGAACCACUACCGCACCUUGUCAGCCGAUCAAUCGAAUUGUCUUCGUCAAGACUCACAAAUUGGGUAGCUCCACAAUUACCACCACGCUCCAGCGCUACGGCCACCACAAGGACCCCAAUUUCAUCUUGCCCGCCCAGAAGCAUUUUUUUUCUACAAAUCUGUCAAGUUUAAAGCGUCCUUCGCUAAAGCUUCGCAUACCAGUACAAUCAAACCGACAAGAGAAGGGGAACUUGGUGUGGCCAGCCUUGGGAGGGUAUCACAUCUUGGGCAAUCACGCGCGACACAAUCGACCCCGGCAGGACGCCCUGAUUCCCAAGGUUUACUUCACCGUCAUCAGGUACUCGGUUUCGCAGCUGGAAUCAGCUUUCAGCUUUUACAAGUUUGGUAGUCAAAUGCAGCACCACCGAAUUGAAGACAUUUUCGAGUCAAAGGCGGUGGAAUUUCUGACCAACAGCAAGUCUAAAUCGGGGCUGGCGUUUCUGCAAAAUGGACAAAUGUUCGACCUGGGGUUGGAGCAAGAAGAUAUCAGGAUGCCAAGUCUGCGGACGAGAAAUUCCUCGCGAACCAAAAUCUUUUCUGUACUGGCCGGAAGGAUCCGUAAAUGGAACAAUACGUACGCGAAGCUCUACCGAUAUUUCAACAAGACGUUCAGGGAGAAAGUACGAGACUACUGACCUGACUUUCUGCUUGAUCUUAAGAUAUUUCGUGAGCGUAACGCCGAAGUUUCCCGCCAGUGCCUCAUCAACACUUCCACGUAGUGGGCCUAAUAAACACAGAGCGGUUUAAAGUCCCAGAAAAUGCAAGCACCGUGUGUCAGGAUUUAGUAAGAUCCGAUGUUGAAUUGGGCGUCCAUUCUAAGAAAGAGGAUGCGUGAGAAGAGUGCGCAUUUCUUGAGCAUAAACAAACGACUGGUACCCUGUCGUUCUAAAGAAAGUAUUGGGCCUGGUAUACCACACGGAGUUCCGACCACUUAAUCUCAUUAGCUACAAAAAAGCCGUCAUCAUGCCAAUAGUGCACGAAUUUGCUUUCAUCAACUAAGAAAGAAAAGCAUCUCAUCUUUCUUCAAAUCUUUUGGAAUCUUCAGAAAGGAACUUUGUAAUACUUGAGUAAUUUACCAACAAAGAAACAACGAAACACAGUUAACUUCACAGAAAUCUCACGCGAAUACAAAUUUCUACGUACUCUUUGAUGAAUCCUAAAUUAUUGAGUUAGAAAAUGCAAAAUUCAGAUUCAAUAGUUCAGUCAUCUUUUUGCACCAUAUAAGGUGAAAAAAAACUGCUAUCGAUUUGGAAAUUUUGUGUCACAGUGGACUAAAUCUAUUUGCGUAAAAUCUUCAGAAUUUAUUUUCAAGACAUAAAAUAAAGUGUAU
This is a messenger RNA of Acanthaster planci (crown-of-thorns starfish), 1409 nucleotides long. RefSeq names its product galactose-3-O-sulfotransferase 4-like. NCBI's taxonomy places the organism in Eukaryota, Metazoa, Echinodermata, Asteroidea, Valvatida, Acanthasteridae. The record is from RefSeq and is a predicted model, not a curated record.